Molecule: messenger RNA, 3619 nt
Organism: Bemisia tabaci
Lineage: Eukaryota; Metazoa; Arthropoda; Insecta; Hemiptera; Aleyrodidae
Gene: chn
Product: zinc finger transcriptional factor charlatan
Biological process (GO): regulation of transcription by RNA polymerase II
Cellular component (GO): nucleus
Molecular function (GO): RNA polymerase II cis-regulatory region sequence-specific DNA binding; DNA-binding transcription factor activity, RNA polymerase II-specific
Source: RefSeq, a predicted model, not a curated record
AGGGUGACAAAAAAUUACGAAGACCAACCUGGCAACGCGGCGAUCGAGCCACCCCGUCAACCCUCAUCAACGGAGCUUCACCCCCACCAAGGCGCUCCACCCCCUUACAUUGACUUGAACCUGUGCUCGUGAACGGUACACAUCUCAGUCCUCUUUUAAUGCUCGGAUCAUUUAAGUGCCCCGGAAACAGUGUGCUUUCCGCCGAAAUUCCGUCGAUUUUCGGGAUCGCACCUUCGGAAGUUCCAUACCGCGAGUGUCGACUGCGAUAAGACAGCGAAAAGUGUAAAUAAAGUGUUAUUGAUUGGCGCAGCGCCUGCCUGGUCACUGGUAUCCUUUGCAAUGCUGGUUUCGCUCGAGUUCCAUUGAUCGCAAUUUUUCUCAGUCGUUCCCACUCAAAAGCCUUAAGGAAACUCCGAAUAGUUGUUUAAUUUAUAAAAAUCAGCACUGUAUGGACUGGAGAAUCGAGCCAGGAACAUCAAACAAAAAUGGCUCAGGUCGGUAUGGACUACUACGAAGACAUGUUCAAAGAGAUAACGAAAAAGUUUUAUGGUGAGGACGACCUGGAAUCCACCGAGACGUUUCGUAUGAUGCAGAAUUUUGAUGGGAUCGAAGCGUUUAGUUUAGCUGCUCUAAUGCAGGGUAGCCUUCCUUCCACAAGUCUGAUUACAACUCCAGGCCUCCUUGAAGCCUCAAUUGAGGCGGAGGAGAACAAAUGGGUUCUUAGUGAUGAGGUGCUGCCUUGGACCACCUCUAAAAUUGCCAGUUACAACGCUGCCCAAAAACUGUUUCGGUGCAAUGAAUGCGAAAGUAUCAGCUUUUUGUCACGCAUUGCCGAGCACUGGCUUGGAACACACGCCAACUUACGGGUAUUUCAAUGCCUGCAGUGCCCCUAUGCCAGCGCUUGGGCGCGCUGUGUACGCAUGCAUCUUGCGCGACAACAUAAUGUCUGUAUAGAGCAGAAUACAGAUUCAUCGCAGACCCUUUGGAAAGAGAAUCCAGUUUUGGAGGAGGUGACCAAGUAUUUGCAAAGACUAAAACAAAAAGUGGAAGGCGAUGGACCCACAAUUCACGCCACUGCUGUUGAGGCGCAACCUGUCAAGACAGAGGUCCAGGCUCCGGUGCUAAAAAUUCAGAAUUCCCACCCAUCAGAUCAGUCCAUUCAAACUGUCCAGCUGGUACAAGCAGUGCAGGUUCCACAUACACAGCUUAUAAAACAAGACUCUGUUCAAACAAUGGUUGCACCGGUCAAACAAGAGGUGAAUCAAAUGGUUACAUCACAGUCGAAAAUGCAGAAUCAUGAAGUUUCAAUCGGAACGACCCCUCAAAAACGGUACAAUUGCACGUUUUGUCCAUAUGCAACAGACAGAAGAGACUUGUACACUCGGCAUGAAAAUAUCCAUAAAGAAGAGAAACCAUUCCAGUGUUACAUUUGUACAAAGCAAUUUAACAGGGCAGACCAUGUCAAGAAACAUUUUUUGCGUAUGCAUAGAGAGCAUCCUUAUGAUAUAAACAGGAUUCGGCGAGAGGUGUCAAAAUCAAGUGGCUCGCAAACCCAGUAUUUUCCCAAACCUGAGGCGACUCAAAUAAGUUUGCAAAUCCCCAUCUCUCAGCUGUCACAGCUUCAUACCGUCACAGACAUUCAACAUGUUUUGAAUAAUGGCCUUGCAAUACCCACUUCCAUUGGUUUAGAAAAGACGAAGCUUCAAGUUCAGCGACCGAAACGACCCGGUGAAAAACGCUACACAUGCUGUUACUGCUCAUGGUCUGGUGUGGACAAUUGGUGUUUGAAACGCCACCUCAACACUCACACGAAGCCUUUCAGUUGCGGUCUCUGUGAGUACAAAGCAGCUCGUGCCGAGCGUCUGGCAACCCAUGUUCAUAAAGUCCAUAACAAACGAGCUUGUGGGCGAUGUAGUUUCCUGGCUGAUGAUCAAGCACAGUUGAUGGUCCAUCAGCAACAGCAACAUCACCCCAUAACUGAAAGAUAUCACUUCUGGAAGAAUUUGAACCUCAACCCCUCUCUUGACGAUUGCCCAACAGAAGAUUCUAGUUCAGGCUGUCAGAAAGUAUUAACUCGUAAUGGUCCACCUGACUUGAUCCCAAUACUUCAUCACCCAAAAUCAUCAACAAACGGCCAUGACAUGUUCGAUGGUUUCAGCAAUUUUGACCAUUUCUCAAAUAGCGGAAGUUCUAAUGAAGUUACUCUGAAGUGCAACCAUUGCAGCUUUUCUACAGCUACAGUCUCAGAAAUCGCCUCUCAUAAUUGUGCUUUUAAGAAUCAUUACUCACAAAGCAACAGUACGUCUCCGGAAUCUUUCAGUAGAGAGGAUUUUAUGCCUGUUCAAACCAUUCUAGAGGAGGUAUCUGAUUCUAAUCAAUCUGAAGUAAAUUCAGUCGGUGCCUUCAAUUUUAAACUAAAGAAAAGAAAACCUACCCAUAAAAUUGAAGGUUUCAUGAGUGAUCAGACUGGAGAUAAAAAUAAUAACAAAGUUUAUCGAACCUUAGCGAGACAACUGAAAAAAAAACUCGAAUCCAAGCCAGGUGAAUAUCCUGAACGCUCAAAAAUUGUUAGAUUAUCUUCCAUACUGUGCAAAAAAAUUGACAGAUCCUGUCCUCAACAAAAGUUUAGGGUAAUGAUAAGUGGUAAAAAAUUCUGCAUUAAUUUUAAAGCUCAUCUUAGUGGUAAAUUAAGAUGCCCUGAUUGUCAAAGAGUGAAUAAAUACUGUCGAGUAUAUCAAAACCCUGCUCGCCUUUUACUACACGGUUUUGUAGCUCAUGAAAAAUACUUAAGAGUAUUAUAAUUUCGACAGAAUUUUAUACUUGAAAAAUUAUUGCAACUCUAACUGACUACGCAUGCAUUUUUCAAGAGACGCAAGGGUUGCAAAACUCUUGAGAAUUUUUAAUUAUUAUUCCUCCUCUCUCCUUCCUUUCCAAGCAUAUCUAGUUACGAUCUGAAAGCUGAAUUCAAAAGAGUAUUUACUUAUAGAAAAACCUCAGUCUUGUAGAAUAAAUGCUUGGCUUCCACUGAGGAUGUCAUUUUCAUUGGAGUAUUGAGUUUUGUUACUUAAAUUGUGAAUUUGAUGCGGGUAUUUUGGAUGGUAUCUCAUGAACAAAACUUGAGCUUUUUAUACAUUACAUAAUGUGAGUGGCCCUCUGAAACCCCCCUCCCCUUAUCCUUUGAUAUUAUGCAAAUUCUCAUACCUGUUUGUCGAGAAACAAACCUUCAGUUAGAGAAUGUGUGUCCUAAAAUUUUGACCUGUUUUAAUUUACAGCCAUCUUACCUCACCUUGUUCAACGACAUCAUGUAUGUAGGCCCUAAAUUUAUCAUCACUGAUUGUAUAUUGCUCAAGGCUUGUUUUUGAGUUUGCCACCAAUGGUUCAUUGUCCAUUUUAAUUUAAGCCUCCACAGUGGGAAAAUAAUGAUGUUAUUUUGAAUAAUUGUUUGUAAUUUUGUUCGGUUGAACGUAUUUUCGUUUUUUAAAAAAAAAUUCCUUUUUUUGUUACUGUUUGUUUCGCUUUUAUUUUGUUCAAAUUUUUGUAUUCUAGAGCUGAUUAAUGUUUUCUUUUUUAUAUCGCUUACUUGGAUAAAUACGUGAAUAAAAAGUAUUGUCAAAUGUAA